UCUGCACUAGUUUCCAUGUUUCAAUUGCGCUGGAUAGUGUGUUACCGUAUGUGAAAUUGAUAGCACCAUUAACAGAAGGAAUUGCUUUUUCGUGACAAAUUGAUUAAGACGAAUAUUAAGAUGGCUUUCGUUAUAAGAUCCCUAUAUAAUUACUACCAAGAAGCUUUUUAUGAUGCGCAAGAUCCUCGAACUAUCGGAUUUCUACUGAUGGAUCCACCGUGGUUAUCGUUUGCUAUUUGUGCAGUAUAUCUGUACUUUGUGUUGAAUUUAGGGCCUAAGCUGAUGGCUAAUCGCAAACCGUUGGAUCUUCGAAAACCCCUAAUGGUGUAUAACAUCCUGCAAGUUAUUGCAAAUAUCUAUUUGGCGUACUUUGGUACCAAGGUAAUGAUAGAGAUAAACUUAACUUUUGAUUGUCGACCCGUUGAUCGAUCUACCAGUCAAGUCGCACUGAGGGAAGUUCAAUUGGUUCAUCGGUAUUACCUACUGAAACUGGCCGAUCUUGUGGACACGGUAUUCUUCAUUCUCCGUAAGAAGCACAACCAGGUAUCAUUUUUGCACGUGUACCACCACGCCAUGAUGGUAAUGGCUCCGUUUUUCUAUGCUCGAAACUAUCCUGGAGGACAUGGUUCGCUUCUAGGGCUUGCUAACACCUACGUUCAUGCGGUCAUGUAUUUCUACUUCUUCCUGUCGGUGUGGCGUCCGAACUGGACCAAAGAUCUACGCUGGAAGAAAUGUGUUACCAUCUUCCAGAUGAUACAGUUUGUGGCGAUGGCGUUUUGGUUUGGCCGACCCGCUUUGCUUGAGUAUGAUUGCGGUAUACCACGAUAUUGGUUCUGGGCCGGUACCAUUCAGAGUAUUUUCAUGUUUGCAAUGUUUGCUGAUUUCUACAUCAAGGCUUAUGGAGUUAAGAAGGUCAAUAAAAAAGAGUGAUCGGGAAAGCUAAUGCUAGCUGUGCAGCAUUCAA
Molecule: messenger RNA, 964 nt
Organism: Armigeres subalbatus
Lineage: Eukaryota; Metazoa; Arthropoda; Insecta; Diptera; Culicidae
Product: elongation of very long chain fatty acids protein AAEL008004-like
Exons: 4
Coding region: 121-930 (269 amino acids)
Biological process (GO): very long-chain fatty acid biosynthetic process; fatty acid elongation, monounsaturated fatty acid; sphingolipid biosynthetic process
Cellular component (GO): endoplasmic reticulum membrane
Molecular function (GO): fatty acid elongase activity
Source: RefSeq, a predicted model, not a curated record